Molecule: messenger RNA, 1189 nt
Organism: Grammomys surdaster
Lineage: Eukaryota; Metazoa; Chordata; Mammalia; Rodentia; Muridae
Gene: Gps2
Product: G protein pathway suppressor 2
Exons: 11
Coding region: 128-1111 (327 amino acids)
Biological process (GO): regulation of transcription by RNA polymerase II
Cellular component (GO): transcription regulator complex
Molecular function (GO): transcription coregulator activity
Source: RefSeq, a predicted model, not a curated record
GAUAUGACGUGGGGGCCAAGGCGCGCCGGAGGCCACGGAGAAAGCGCCGAGAAGGCGGGCCCCGCCUGAGGUCUGGCAGUCAGUGACAGAGUCGGGUGCCCACUGCCCAGGCGUCACCAACAGCAUCAUGCCCGCACUCCUGGAGCGCCCCAAGCUUUCCAACGCCAUGGCCAGGGCUCUGCACCGGCACAUCAUGAUGGAGCGGGAACGCAAACGGCAGGAGGAGGAAGAGGUGGACAAGAUGAUGGAACAGAAGAUGAAAGAAGAGCAGGAGAGAAGAAAGAAGAAGGAAAUGGAAGAGAGAAUGUCACUAGAAGAGACCAAGGAACAAAUUCUGAAGCUGCAGGAGAAGCUUUCAGCGCUACAGGAGGAGAAGCACCAGCUUUUCUUGCAGCUCAAAAAAGUUUUGCAUGAGGAAGAAAAACGGAGGCGAAAGGAACAGAGUGACUUAACCACCCUGACAUCAGCUGCAUACCAGCAGAGCCUGACGGUCCAUACAGGAACUCACCUCCUCAGCAUGCAGGGAAGUCCUGGAGGACACAACCGCCCAGGUACUCUCAUGGCAGCUGACAGAGCCAAGCAGAUGUUUGGACCACAAGUGCUUACGACCCGGCACUACGUGGGAUCAGCAGCUGCUUUUCCAGGAACCCCAGAACAUGGACAAUUCCAAGGCAGUCCAGGGGGUGCUUAUGGGACUGCUCAGCCCCCACCUCAUUAUGGGCCAACACAACCUGCCUAUAGUCCUAGCCAGCAGCUCAGAGCUCCGUCAGCAUUUCCUGCGGUGCAGUACCUAUCUCAGCCACAGCCACAACCCUAUGCAGUGCAUGGCCACUUUCAGCCCACUCAGACAGGGUUCCUCCAGCCCGGUAGUGCCCUCUCUUUGCAAAAACAGAUGGAACAUGCCAACCAGCAGACUAGCUUCUCUGACUCAUCUUCUUUGCGGCCCAUGCACCCUCAAGCUCUUCAUCCAGCCCCUGGACUCUUGGCUUCCCCCCAGCUCCCCGUACAGAUACAAGCAGCAGGAAAGUCAGGCUUUGCCACCACCAGCCAACCCGGUCCUCGACUCCCUUUCAUCCAACACAGCCAGAACCCACGAUUCUAUCACAAGUAACCGCCAGCCCACCCUCCAUCCCUCAGGGUGGGGUCUUAUGUGCCCCAAGCCAAUAAAAUGUACAAAAUGUACCCAUCA